AUGGCGAAAUGGUUGCGCGGCCUGAGAUCCGCGGCGGAGGUGGCUGAUUUUCCGGCGUAUUCAUUCGGUCGAUCGAUUCGGUGUUUGCAUCAGUACGAGACGAUCCAGGCGAUACCACGUGAGGCCACGGGACGAAGAGUAUCGGCACGGGAUCGGACGAUUGGCCGGAUUCCCGCCGUGGUUUUCCCUCAGUCGCUUCUCGACACGGAAGCUUCGAAGCGAGGGGCUUCGAGGAAGCAGAUGUUAACGACUGAUAGGAAGCAGAUUAAGUCCAUUUUAGAAUCUGUGGGUCUCCCGUUCUUCUGCUCGACCACAUUCAAGCUCCAGAUCCGAGCUGGGCAGGGCUCAUCGACGCUAGUUGAAUCCGGUCGAGUGCUUCCCCUCAAGAUUCAUAGAGACGAAAGUGGAAAGAUACUGAAUUUAGUGUUUGUAUGGGCUGAGGAUGGGGAGCAACUCAAGGUUGAUGUUCCUCUUGUUUUCAAAGGAUUAGAUCAUAGUCCCGGUCUCAAGAAAGGGGGGAAUUUGAAGUCAAUCCGAAGCAGUGUGAAACUUGUAGGCCUAGCAGAACAUAUUCCAUCUAAGAUCGAAGUAGAUGUGAGCAAACUCGACAUCGAGGACAAAGUGUUGAUGCAAGAAGUUGUAUUUCAUCCAUCACUGAAGCUAUUGAGCAAGGAUGAAACCGCGCCUGUGUGUAAGAUUGUCGCCACGAGCCCCGUGAAAGAAUCAGAAGCUGUUCAAGCAUAA
Messenger RNA from Microthlaspi erraticum, 744 nucleotides. The record is from the annotation of a GenBank genome assembly. NCBI's taxonomy places the organism in Eukaryota, Viridiplantae, Streptophyta, Magnoliopsida, Brassicales, Brassicaceae.